Messenger RNA from Archocentrus centrarchus (flier cichlid), 1669 nucleotides. RefSeq names its product tRNA-dihydrouridine(20a/20b) synthase [NAD(P)+]-like. NCBI's taxonomy places the organism in Eukaryota, Metazoa, Chordata, Actinopteri, Cichliformes, Cichlidae. The transcript has 12 exons. The coding region runs from base 239 to 1663 and encodes 474 amino acids. The record is from RefSeq and is a predicted model, not a curated record. Gene Ontology annotation, molecular function: tRNA dihydrouridine synthase activity; flavin adenine dinucleotide binding. Gene Ontology annotation, biological process: tRNA processing.
UAACACUUCAGCGGUCCCAAACACACACCCACAGUUUUUCCUCGCUUUCGCCGCUGAACACGUUUCCCUGAUUGUCGUUUUAAGGUCUGCCCAGUCAUAUUUUAGUGUCUCUGUAUGGCAGGAUUGGUGCGUUACAGUAUUUAUGGAGUCUUCUUUUAGUCUUUGUAUGGCGAAAGUUUUCGCGUGAGAUAGUUAGCUUGUUAUACUACGUGGCUAGCAUUGUUUGCUUGUGUGAAGAAUGAAGACCGCUAACGGUAACACAAGUGUCAUGGACAUGUUUGAAAAGGGAAAAGUCCUGAAAAUUUGUGCCCCGAUGGUUCGAUACUCAAAGCUUGCUUUCAGGUCCUUGGUUAGGAAGUACCACUGCGAUAUCUGCUUCACCCCAAUGAUAGUUGCUGCUGACUUCUUGCGAUCAAUCAAAGCUAGAGACAGUGAAUUCACCACUAAUGAACGUGACCGGCCGCUGAUAGUGCAGUUUGCUGCCCAUGAUGCUCAGACUCUGGCUGAUGCGGCCUGUGCCGUGGCACCUUUCUCAGAUGGCGUUGACCUCAACUGCGGCUGCCCCCAGAGAUGGGCUAUGUCAGCUGGGUAUGGUGCAUGCCUUAUUAACAAGCCUGAACUUGUGAAAGAAAUGGUGAGACAAGUCAGAAGUCAAGUGGACAAUCCAAACUACACAGCAUCAAUCAAAAUAAGAAUUCACAAGGACCUAAGGCAGACAGUGGAUCUAUGUCAGAAGGCUGAAUCAGCCGGCGUAUCGUGGAUAACAGUCCAUGGCCGUACAACAGAAGAACGCCACCAACCAGUUCAUUAUGAUGCCAUAAAGACGGUUAAAGACAGUGUAUCCAUCCCUGUCAUUGCCAAUGGAGACAUAAAGUACCUCCGUGAUGUGGAUUCUACUCACCAGCUUACUGGUGUUGAUGGUAUGUUUGUUUUCAGCAAAACAAAGAUGACGUUACAGUGGACUGCUGUGGCCCUGUUUCUCUACGUGGAAAUUGGCAUCAUUGUCAUCCUCUGUUUACCCUUCAUCUCUGCCAGGAGAUGGCAGAGUAUUUUCCAGCUGAGGAUCUGGAGCUGGAUGUCGAGAUUCUGGAACAAAGUGUUUCUCACCAUGAUCAUAAUACUUGUCGUUCUCUUCCUCGAUGCUGUCCGUGAAGUGAGAAAAUAUUCAUCUAAAGAACACGCCACAGAUGCCAAGCUGCAACCAAAUAUGUUCGACCACUUGCACAUGAAGCUUUUUAGAGCCCAGAGGAACCUCUACAUCUCUGGUUUUGCUGUCUUCCUGUGGCUCGUUAUGAAGCGACUGAUCACGCUGAUUAACCAGCUGGCGUCGGUGUCUGGGACUACAGCUGCUCUUCAAGCGCAGGCUGAGAAUGCUAACCAGGCUGCUGAGAAAUACAUGAAGGACAAUGAACUACUGAAGCAGACUCUGAUGCAAGGGCAGGGUGAGAAGGCUACUGCUCAGGGCAUGGACCUGUUACGGAAAGAAGUGGAGAAACUGAAAGAAGAAGUGAAGACUUCUGAAAAAGCUCUGAAUGAGUCCCAGUCAGAGGCAGAUGUAAUGAAGAAGCAGAUGGAGGGUCUCGCCAGGGAGUAUGACAGACUGUUGAAAGAACAUCAGGAGCUCCAGAAUCUGCAAGACAGUGGAAAUAAGAAAGAAGACUAGUAAAUG